AUGUCUCUGCCUGCUGACAACAUACAAAAGCCUCGACUGCAGCGACAAAAUGGCACUAGCAACCUGAAGUUGGGUGGGCAGAUGAAAGGAGUUCUAAAGGAAACGGCUUGUGCUUCAAAGAUUGGUCUCCAUGGCAUUGCAUUCAAGGCGCAAACAAAGCCGACUUUCGAAGUUUUUAUGGAUUCGCCGAUGGAAGAUGAGAAUAUGGACACAAACAUUAUUCAUCAGCUCGAAAAGCAGGCAGAGAAUUUGAAAAAGGCAAAAGACAAGAAACAACUGAGGGAUGUUGCAAAUCAACAGCUCAAGGCUAAAACUGAACACUCAAUUGCGCCAAGUGUGCCGACAGCACCGAUCUACGAAGGUGCACUUUCAACAGUUUUCGAAAGCUUGCCCCAGCGCUCACUAAGAUCUGUUCCGAUGGAAGAUGAGAGUAUGAACACAAAUAUUAUUCAUCAGCUCGAAAAGCGGGCAGAGGAUUUGAAAAAGGCAACAAGCAAGAAAGAACUGAAGGAUAUUGCAAAUCACCAGAUCAGGACUAAAACUGAACACUCAAUUGCACCAAGUGUGUCGACAGCAUCGAUCUACGAAGAUGCACUUUCAACAGUUUUUGAAAGCUUGCCCCAGCGCUCACCAAGGCCUGUUCUUGAUGAAAUGGAGCUAGAUGAUAUUGAGUUGCCGACUCAAAAAUCUGCCGCAGAGAAUUUUGAGCAUGCCUUUGAAUUGCUUUUUGAAUCUGAUUUUGAAGCCGAUAUUUAUCAAUACAUGAGACGAAGAGAAGUGUUGUUGCGACCAAGUCCAAAUUAUUUCCCCACACAGACGGAAAUCACUCCUGCAAAUCGAUUUACCCUCGUUGAGUGGAUGAGUGAUGUCUGUGCAGACUACAAUCUGAAUUUGGAAACACUUGCUCUUUCUGUUGCCAUUAUCGACCGUAUGUUGUCGCGCAAAGUUGUACCAAAACGGAGCUAUCAACUGGUCGGCGCUGCCGCUCUCAUGAUUGCUUGUAAAAUGGAAGAAAUCUAUUUUCCGGAAGUCAAAGAUUUUGUCUUCUCGACAGCCGACGCCUGUACUGGUCGAGAUAUGAUCAAAAUGGAGCGCUAUUUGAUGAACACUCUUCAGUUCGAUGUCUCUUUGCCGACUUGCAGCUGGUUUUCUUCACGGCUUGGCUUUUUCUGCAACUUGUCACACCGUACUAGUGCACUUGUUUCUUAUUUGAUUGAGCUUUCACUCGUCGAGUCGGAUUUUCUCGAACAAUUCCCAUCAAUUAUUGGUGCCGCUGUUGUACAUACUGCUCGUGUGAUCGCAGACCAUGUCGAUUUCAAUGAUGAUGAAGUUUCUCGACGAGCUCUUUUGCAACAUGGACAAAUUGUGCCCGUCUGUCACAUGCUCAUCAAGGCUUUCAAGAAGGCACCAAGCGAGCUCAAGGAUAGUAUUUACGAGAAAUAUAUGGAACCUAGCAAUCAUGCUGUUGCUGCUAUUGAAUGUCCUCACUCUUUACUACAUAUUAAC
Molecule: messenger RNA, 1506 nt
Organism: Mesorhabditis belari
Lineage: Eukaryota; Metazoa; Nematoda; Chromadorea; Rhabditida; Rhabditidae
Source: the annotation of a GenBank genome assembly